This is a messenger RNA of Myzus persicae (green peach aphid), 497 nucleotides long. RefSeq lists its product as uncharacterized. The coding region runs from base 1 to 378 and encodes 125 amino acids. The transcript is spliced from 3 exons. Lineage: Eukaryota; Metazoa; Arthropoda; Insecta; Hemiptera; Aphididae. The record is from RefSeq and is a predicted model, not a curated record.
AUGUCUGAUAGAAGUCAAUCAACUAAUAAUGAAAUGGAAUUGGUAAUGAGAGAUUUCAGUAAGUAUACAUUUCAAUUAAUAAGAGUAACGGCCUAUUGUCAUUCGCCAAAUAUUGCUCAAGUUGAAGCUAAAAAGGUGGUUAAUUCUAUGAAAGAAACAGCUGCAAAUGAACAAAAAAGCACAAGAAAUAUGAUCAGUGAACAUCUUGAAGAUGUGUCUGUUACGGUAAUAGGACAAGUACCUACAAUUAAAGCGCUAUUUAGAAUAAUUCUGAGAACACGAGUAAUAAAAGAAAAUCCACCAAUUAAUCCUAGCCAAGUAAACGGUUUGAUCAUAGCUGAUUCAUUCAAAUUUACUAAAAAAAUGAAAUAUUUUUAACUUAUGAUAGUGAAAAUAAUGAAAAUAGAAUUACAAUAUGUUCAACGCAACGUAAUUUGAUUGAGAUUCAGAAAUCCGAUAGUUGGUUUAGCGUGGAACCUUUAAAUCGAUCAUAUAUA